Physcomitrium patens is the source of this 2936-nucleotide messenger RNA. RefSeq lists its product as uncharacterized. Gene Ontology annotation, molecular function: protein binding. NCBI's taxonomy places the organism in Eukaryota, Viridiplantae, Streptophyta, Bryopsida, Funariales, Funariaceae. Gene Ontology annotation, biological process: spliceosomal complex assembly; mRNA splicing, via spliceosome. Gene Ontology annotation, cellular component: U2-type catalytic step 2 spliceosome; post-mRNA release spliceosomal complex; Prp19 complex. The record is from RefSeq and is a predicted model, not a curated record.
GCUCGCUGUCUCUGAGGAUCGAGAGCAUGAAAGAGAGAGAGAUCGUGUUCGUAGAAGUUUCUCCAAACCCUUUUGUUGCUCUGAUUUCGGUUCCAUUUCCUGUAUCGAUCGUUAUGACAUCAGCAUGUGAUUCCUCUCCUUCUCCCACUCGGUUAGCUUUUUAGGGUUUUUAUUUUUAUUUUUAUUUUUUAGGGCUUUGCUCAUUUCGUGAGCAGGGAGGAACUGCAGUCUUUGUUUGGAGUGGAAUUAAGGUUUUUUUUGUGUCCAUUUACAUGGAGCUCGCGCAGUACAAUGAGCCUCUUAGCAAUAAGGAGGCCGACCCGGCGUUGGGCUUCCUCACUAGGAAGGAGACGGAGGUGAAGUUGCCUCGCCCCACCCGGGUGAAGAAUAAAACCCCCGCGCCCGUCCAAAUUACCGCGGAGCAGAUUCUGCGUGAGGCCAGAGAGAGACAGGAAGCUGAAAUCCGACCCCCGAAGCAGAAGAUCAUCGACGCGGAAGAGCUCGCGGAGCACCGAUUGCGGAAACGGAAAGAAUACGAAGACCUGAUUCGGAGAGUGAGAUGGAACACCAGCGUUUGGGUGAAGUAUGCGCAGUGGGAGGAGAUUCAGAAAGACUUUCCUCGCGCAAGGUCAAUCUGGGAGCGCGCCUUAGAGGUAGAUUAUACCAAUGCUACACUAUGGCUCAAGUACACGGAGAUGGAAAUGAAAAACAAAUUCGUCAAUCAUGCCAGAAAUGUGUGGGACCGGGCGGUGUCUUUACUUCCUCGAAUCGAACAGCUUUGGUACAAGUAUAUUCACAUGGAGGAGAUGUUAGGAAAUAUAGCUGGAGCUCGGCAAGUAUUUGAGAGGUGGAUGACCUGGGAGCCCGAUCAUCAUGGCUGGGCUGCCUACAUUAAGUUUGAGUUGAGAUAUAAUGAAACCGACAGGGCGAGGUCGAUUUACGACAGGUAUGUGGAAUGCCACCCUGGUGAUAAAGCGUGGAUUCGGUAUGCAAAAUUUGAGGUGAAGAAUGGAGAGAUUGCUAGAGGAAGACAGUGCUACGAACGUUCCAUGGAGCAGUUGGGUGAAGAUGGGCAGACUGAGGAACUUUUUGUUGCUUUUGCUCAGUUCGAAGAGAGAUGCAAAGAGCUGAAUCGGGCAAGAGUUAUUUACAAGUAUGCCUUAGAUCAUACUCCGAAAGGCAAGGCUGACACUGUUUAUCAGAAGUUUGUCCAAUUCGAGAAGCAAUAUGGUGAUAGGGAGGGUAUUGAGAAUGUUAUUGUGGGAAAAAGGCGUUUUCAAUAUGAAGAUGAGGUGAAGAAGAAUCCUUUGAACUAUGUUUCGUGGUUCGACUAUGUUCGUUUGGAGGAAAGUGUCGGGGACAAGGAAAAGGUUCGAGAGGUCUACGAGAGAUCGAUCUCCAAUCUGCCUCCUGCACAGGAAAAGCGAUACUGGCAACGUUACAUUUAUUUAUGGAUUAACUAUGCCCUUUACGAGGAACUGGAGGCUGAAGACUACGGCAGGACUAGAGAUGUCUUCAAGGCAUGCUUGAGUAUUGUUCCGCACGCAAAGUUUACCUUUGCCAAAAUAUGGAUCAUGGCAGCUCAAUUUGAGAUUCGGCAGAAAGAUCUUAAAGCUGCACGAAAUAUUCUCGGUAAUGCUAUUGGGAGAGCUCCGAAAGACAAGAUUUUUAAGACGUAUAUUGAGAUCGAACUGCAGCUCGGCAACAUAAACCGUUGUCGAACUCUGUAUGAGAAAUAUCUGGAGUGGUCACCUGCUAGUUGCUAUGCAUGGAGUAAAUAUGCUGAAUUGGAGAGGUCCUUAGGAGAGACUGAAAGAGGGCGUUCAAUUUUUGAAAUCGCUAUUGCACAACCGCUCCUUGACAUGCCUGAGUUAUUGUGGAAGGGCUACAUUGAGUUUGAGAUCUCUGAGGGGGAGCAUGAUCGCACACGAAAACUGUACGAGAGGCUUUUGGACCGGACCAAGCACUUGAAGGUUUGGGUAAGUUAUGCCAAGUUUGAGGCAGCAGUGCCCCUGGAGGAGGAGGCACGUGCGGAAGAAGAAGGCAGGGGACCUGAUAUUGCCAAGGCCGCUGGACAAGCUCAAGAGCGAGCUCAGAGAGCAAGAGGGGUGUUUGAAAGGGCGUACGAGAGCCUGCGAACAGUAUCACCUGAACAGAAAGAAGAAAGAGCCUUGUUGUUAGAGGAGUGGAAGGAAACAGAGCGUAAUUUCGGAGAAUUUGGAGAUCUUGCGGCUGUCCAAAGGAAAUUGCCAAGGAAAGUAAAACGGAAGCGUCCAAUAAUAUCAGAGGAUGGAACACCUGCUGGUUUCGAGGAGUAUACCGACUACAUCUUUCCUGAGGAGACUGGCAUGGCUCCAAACCUUAAAAUAUUGGAAGCUGCUUAUAAAUGGAAAAGGCAAAAAACAGGUUCCGAUGACGAAGCCUAGUGUCCGGUUCGUUUUGGGUUUACGGAGGGUAAGGCGUCUUAUUUUAUCGCCUCUUGAUGAUCCAACGAAUAUCUGUAUCAUUCUUUGUAACAUUUUUCUCUGAGGAUGCUGGUUUUGGCAGCUUAGAAUGUAAUCAGUAUGUAGUGCCUUAGGGCUAUUUUAGAUGACAAGCUCUGGACAAGGUUGGUAGUGCUUAGUUACUUCUUAAUCAAGGUUUUAUAGAGAGCCGUGAUGGGCUGACAAGAAUCUCUUGAAAUUUUUAGUUCCAAUUGGUGGGCUUUUAUUAGCAUUUCGAAGCAGCCAAAUGGCUUUCGAACAUGUAGAGAAGGUCUUCUCUUUCAUGACUGACACAUUCCAUCGUAGCAAUUGCCGCAACAUCGUCUUUAUCUUGUUAUAGCCAGUGUUGAUUCUGUGGUAUUGUGAUCAAUGGCUAAUGAGGCAUGUUAAUUAUUCAAAGCAAUUAUUUUUUGGGGCUCAACUCGAGCCAUGAUUCUAGGAUGAUUUUACUUA